GCCCAAAUUAACAAGCACAUCGCCACCUCCAAGCGUGUUUUUCGUUCUGUUUUAUCUCACAGUCGAACUGUCCAUUGCGUGUGCGCGUGUGGAUCCUCCUUCAUUCAUCAAUUGCCCCGCCUACUUUGCUGUUUUAGCCAAUAGCCGUUGCACUGGUUUGUGUUUCCCUUUUUUUGUUGUGCUAACGCGACUGUAAGCGAAAACCACAAAAGCUCUUUUUUUUCUCUCGUUGUGUGUGGGUUUUUUCCAUCCUGUUCUUUUGUUCCUUUGUUUACGUUGAGACACAGCUGACAGCGGCCAUUUCAAUUCUCUCUUUACAGACAAAAGACGAAGGAGGCGAAGAGUGGAAACGCUGAAAGGCUUUGCAAACUAUCUGGGAUUGUGUCAUUGAGACAGACAGACAGACAGACAGAGAGCGUGUGUGUGUGUUUGACCAUGGAUAAGGAAGAAUCGUUUCAUAGCGUUUUAAGCUUACAAGAGGCAUCGGACGUGGAGCCGCUCAAGACGGAAGAGUCUGAGGUGUUGGAACACGAAAGGGAUGAGCCGGUUGUGAAUCAAGAGGAUGUGCCUAAUUCACCGGGUAUGUUACCGCGCUUGCCAGGUACUCUUAACGUGAAGGCGCUGAGCAAUUCUGUGGAAUCUGAAGACGAAGUAGAAGGGCCGCAAAGUGCCAUGGCUGCUAUAACUGAUACUGUCAACACGGCGGGUGAAGGUGUGCUGGGUGCUGAUGAGACCGCAUUGGCUGCCGAUGAGGCGAAUGACGACAAUGAUGUUACUAUACAACGGGCGUUGGCUGUGGAUGGUGCUGGUGUGAGGACAGCUGAUGACGAGGUGGAAGACAUCACCCUUGAUCCCGGGAAACAUGAGGAUACACGCGUCAAUGAAUUGGUGAACUCGUUGGAUGAACCUAUUGAUUUCAAACGCGUGUCGUCAAUGACCUCAGAUAGUAGCCAUUCCAUAGAGUCCUUCACUUCAUCACAAUCCCACGUACAAACUGGGAGAGACUCAAGUGAAAGUGGGGUCCAGGAUGUGGAACUCGAGGAUGUUAUCGAUGGCAUUGCUCAGGUUAAUUCUGUGAAUGUUGCUACUUCGACUACUGUUUCGCAUUCUCCAAAAGUUGUCGUUUCACAGGUACACUCUCCAAAAGUCGCAAUGUCAAACUCUUCAAAGGAACUUUUAACAGGCGGCGAAAUUCUACGCGACGUGUCCAAUGGCGUACCCGAGGGGCCAACUGAUGAAACCGACGCGUCUCAACGUGUGCUGAAAGAGCCUGUUUUGAUCCAAGCUAAGUCCAACAAUCAGGAAGAUCAAGUACUUGAAAAUGAUGACACUGAAGCUACAUUUGCAGAGAAAUUGAUUGGCACCCAACUACAAUCAGAGGACCCACAGGGUAAAGAGAUCAAAACGACACCUGAUGAUAUUGUCGCUCAAGAUGUGUUACCUAAUGAGAGCGUAUCAAAUGCACAUGUCUCUGGUUCUUCCUAUAUAACGAGUUCUAACUUUGAGACAAAAAUAAUCGACGAUUUUGUUGGGAGCUCGCAAUCAAGCGCAAAGGAUGAGUUGGAUCAUUUGGAAAGACCUAUUGCAACGUCGUCAAAUAUAAAUAUACCAAGUUUAUCCUCAUCAUUAUCAGAUAACAUUGGGAACAUGACAAUAAGAGAAGGGGUGCAAGAGGACACGUUUGAAGUUUCCAACACGUCUGGUUCUUCCUCGGGGUUGAACGGUUCAGGUACCGCAUACAACAACACAACGGCCAUAACGUCAUCGUCAACACCAAAGAACGUCAGCAGUAUAAACUCCACAGACUCAUCAAUGAUCCCCAAAACAGAGACUCCGAAGGUACCUACACGUUAUUCGAAUCCAAGUGUUAGUUCUACAUCAUUAUCGCAAUCCACAUUGCCUAAGGGAUCCACGGGUGGGAGACGAACUGUGAGCUCACCAUUUGGAAACAAAUCGAAAAGAUCAAGUGGAAAUAAAAUGAAGGGUGUAUUUUCAAAUAUCAUGAACAGUAUGAGAAGUUCAAAUUCACAUGAAAGUAAACACCUCAGUUCCCCGUCGUUGAAAAUUUCUAGUCCAUAUGAUGCUAAACACGUUCAUCACGUUGGUGUUGAUGAAGAUGGUCAAUACACAGGUCUUCCAGAAGAGUGGCAAAAAUUGUUAACCUCGAGUGGUAUCACUAAGCAAGAACAACAGAAAAAUCCUCAAGCAGUUAUGGACAUUGUGGCCUUCUACCAGGAUCAAACUAAGAAUGCAGAUGAAAAGGUGUUUAGAAAAUUCAACCAAAAUAACACCCAUUUGGUGUCAACAGCAUCUUUCAGAACACCAAAGACUACACAAAGUCAAUUCACUACCCCUCAAGACCAGCAGUUGCCACAGUUCCCUAUAUCAACACCGCGUUAUACACAACCGCCAACGCCUAUCUUAGAUACAGAUAAGGAAAAGACUUUUAUUCCUUCGAGACCUGCUCCAAAACCACCGGGGUCUGCUGCUGCGUCGCCACACGUUGUUUCACCAUUGUUAAGAUCACAAUCACAGAAGAGCACCAAGAGUACACCAGUGAUAAGGCCUCUAGGUACGUUCUCACCUCAAAGAACAGCUCCACAAGUCCCAAAGAUCCCACCACCUGUGCCAGCGCAUGUCCAAACACCAAAAGCCGAACCACCUACUUCAUUGGUUACCAAAGACUUGCCAGAGCAAUCGGCUACUACUGGUGAGACAAACGACCCUGAACCUCCAGUUCCUGUGGCAAAAAAUAGUCAAAAACCCGUUCGUGAUCCAGAACAAGCUGCAAUUGCUGCAGAAAGGAAAAAAGAAGAGAAGAAGAAGCGCAAUGCACUGGUUUAUGCUAAAUUGGCAACCAUUUGUUCUGAAGGUGACCCUUCUAAGAUCUACAGAAAUCUGUUUAAGAUUGGACAAGGUGCCUCUGGUGGUGUUUAUACUGCGUAUGAAGUUGGAUCGAACAAAUGUGUAGCCAUUAAACAAAUGAACUUGGAGCAACAACCAAAGAAGGAACUCAUCAUCAAUGAAAUUCUGGUGAUGAAAGGUUCCAAACAUAAGAACAUUGUGAACUUUAUUGACUCUUAUCUUUUGAAAGGUGACCUUUGGGUUAUAAUGGAAUACAUGGAAGGUGGCUCCUUAACUGAUGUUGUUACACAUAGCAUCAUGACUGAAGGUCAAAUCGGUGCGGUUUGCCGUGAAACGUUACAAGGUCUGGAAUUUUUGCAUUCCAAGGGUGUUAUCCACAGGGACAUCAAAUCUGAUAACAUUUUGCUCUCAAUGGCUGGAGAUAUCAAACUGACAGACUUUGGAUUCUGUGCUCAGAUUAACGACGUGAAUUUGAAACGUACCACGAUGGUUGGUACUCCAUACUGGAUGGCUCCUGAAGUUGUUAGUAGAAAACAAUACGGGCCAAAGGUUGACAUAUGGUCGUUGGGUAUCAUGAUCAUUGAAAUGAUUGAAGGAGAACCCCCAUACUUGAACGAAGCACCGCUGAGAGCACUCUACUUGAUUGCAACAAAUGGUACUCCAGAGUUGAAAGAACCAGAGAUGCUCACAGAUACAUUGAAACACUUUUUAUCCUGGACACUUCAGGUUGAUCCUGAAAUGCGUGCUGAUGCCACUGAAUUGUUACAUGAUCCUUUCAUCGUUGGUGCUGAUGACGUUUCUUCGUUAGCUCCACUGGUGAAGCUAGCAAGAAUGAAGAAACUCGCUGAAAAGUCUGACGAUGAGUGAAGAUAGACUGAGCAGUGGUUAUAUUUCCUUUCUUGUUCUGUAAUCGGUAUUACUAUGGUUAUUAUAUAUGCAUGAAACGUGUAUUUUUGUUUGAUGUUUUCUUCUACGAUGC
Williopsis jadinii is the source of this 3844-nucleotide messenger RNA. RefSeq names its product mitogen-activated protein kinase kinase kinase kinase STE20 (gene STE20). Gene Ontology annotation, molecular function: ATP binding; protein serine/threonine kinase activity. The transcript has a single exon. NCBI's taxonomy places the organism in Eukaryota, Fungi, Ascomycota, Saccharomycetes, Phaffomycetales, Wickerhamomycetaceae. The record is from RefSeq and is a predicted model, not a curated record. Gene Ontology annotation, cellular component: cytoplasm. Gene Ontology annotation, biological process: intracellular signal transduction; protein phosphorylation; regulation of MAPK cascade. The coding region runs from base 436 to 3732 and encodes 1098 amino acids.